CGAAAGUAGAAUGACUUCUUCCUUCCCUUAAUAUGAAAAUUGAAGGUUGGCAUGGGGACUGCUCAUGAAGUUGAUGAUCAUGAAGUAUCUAAAAAGAAUAUAUUCAGUCAAAAGAAAAAUGAUACUUCCGAGAUAGUCUCGAAACUGCGAGCUCAGUUUUUGAACAAGGGCUUAGAAAUCUACCCAUUUAAGGUUGUAUGAAAAUGAAUGUUUAUAUUUUAAUAAUAAUAAAUACUCAAAUUAGGCUACAUAAUAAUUUAGAUUACAUUUUUGUAAUUUUUACAGCACGUUCUGUCACCCACUUCAGACUUCUUAUGUAUACCAAGGCCGGAUUUAGCUAUCUGGAGGCCCUAGGCUAAUAAUUAAAAUGUAAUCUACCACUUGAGCGAUGGUUACAAAAAAAUCCAGUUGUUCCAGUUUGAGGUGAUAUUACUAUUUAAACAAUUAAUAUUAAUAAUAUUAAUCAUAUUAUUAUUAAUACUUCCACUUCCACAGGAUAUACCAUCGUGGAAAUAAGAGAGAGUGAGAAGGUCACUGGGUUUUUGGUGGCAUAGAAAGAGUGGGUGCUGUUUUAUCUUGGAAGUGCCAGACCGACGUGCUAUCACUUUACAAAAGUGUAGGCCCUAUAUUAUAGUAUUAUAAAUUAUAGAAAGAUAUAUCCUUUCAGGCUGACUGAUUGUAUCAUACGGGCAGGGCUUAUGUCAAUAUAAACCAAAUCAGAAAUCGAAUAUACGAACACUCCGUUGUGGUGCAGCAACAAAAUUUAGUUGAUCCAAAUUGUUCAAAUUCUUUUUUUUGAUUUUGAAAUUGUUUUAGUUUUUCUAUCCAAAAAUUUUGCCUUUGAUUUUGAUUAUUUGUAUUAUAAUUGUGCUGAAAUGAAUAUGUCAUGUACAGUGUAUGUAAAAAAAGAUAAUACCGGUAGUUUUAAUAGCACUUAGCACUUCAAACCGUAAAAACUGGAUUUUGUCGUAGCUGACGCUCAAGUGGUAGAGAUUACCAAUUAAAAUAUGAGGCUGCUUGGAAUCAACACCCCCAACCCAUUUUUUGAAAUAAAUUAUUGAAACAAAAGGUUUUAAGGUAAAAAUUUAAUUUUGCUCUUAAACACACAAUUGCCAAUUACUAUUAGACUUCAUUUAGCAUACUGACACUGCUCACUGCUGUAAGUUUUAUUUAUAACUUAUAUCAUUUAUUUAAAAAAAAAAAAAAAGUACAUAUUCAUGCUUUUAUUAUUAUUACCAGCAAUGUGUUCUUAAGAAUAAGGUGGCAAUGUCUACCUUACAGUGCAGCAAUAAAUAUUAAUUUAAAUUAUCAUUAUCAUAUGAUACAAAUGGAUAGAACAAGAAGAUUAAAAAGUUUGACUGAAGAAAUAUUUUAAUAAAUAAACAAAAACGGAACAAAUAAUGUUUUCAAGUUCAUCAAAUGCUUUAAUUUUGUGUAAAAAAAAAACCUUUAUGUAACCUGUUAAAAGAUGCACAAGCACUCAAUAAUAAUUUUUAUUUAGCCAGGGCCAGCUCAAUCUAUGGUACCGACAAAUGGGGAAGUUGCCCGGAGCUCCCGCGCUUAGGAUGCUAUCAGCAAUCUUAAAAAUAUGAAAAAGCAUUGCAUAUGGGGGCUAUGGAAGAAAAAUAAUUUUUAGUGCCAAAUGUUUGUCUGCCAUUAGACAUAAAUGGUAUGAUUGUGCACAGAAAGUGGUUGCAAAAGUUACUGCUGACAAAGGCAUCCGAUUCCUUUGUAGGUGCAUUGAAUUCUUUUAAAUUUGCCCCUAUGAUAAUGCUUCUAAUAUAAAGGGAAAAAAUAAAGGAAUGCAGGUACGGAUUAUGAAGGAAAAUCUACAGGCUUUUUAUAUACCAUGUAGAUGUCAGACUAAACUUUGUGAUUGGUGACAGUGCAACAAGUUGCCUGGAAUCCUCUUUUUUUGGUACUGUCCAGCGUCUAUAUGUUUUUUUCUGCCUACCGGUAUCCUGAAUGAUAGUGUCAGUGUCACUGAUUAUUUAAUUGAUUAUUGUGCAAAAGGAUUUGGAAAUGCUCUAGAGUCAGCAGAAAAAUAAAGUAUAGAUUUAGAUGUAACAACCAUUUUUAGAAAUAAAAGAAUAAGGAGAAGGAGGCUGUUUGAAUAUGAAUGCACUAACAAAGUUCCAACUGCAGGUGACCCAGAAAAUAAUCAUGUGCUCAAUGCACUGGACAGAGCUAUACAUUUUUUAUCAGAGAGAUUUGAACAGUUUCAAAGUUUUAAUAACUGAUGGGAAUUUUUAAAUGACCUAAAAAAUCUGCCGUACAAAGAUAAGCUCAAAGUAGCAUGUCAAGGUUUGGAGAAUAAGUUAAAGCAUCAAGAACAUAUCUAUAUAAAUGAAUGUGAUUUGUUGACUAAACUAGAUAAUAGCCAAAGAAAUAUUUCCUCAUGAUGUAAACUUCUAUUAGAAAUUGCUAAAUUCAUAAUCACUAAUAAGUUACCGGAUGUCGAGCCAAAUCUUUGGGUAGGAUUUAGAAUAAUCCUUACAAUACCUGUUACUGUAGCCACUGGCAAGAGAACAUAUUUACGAUCAUCCAUGUCUCAAUACUUAGUUUAUUUAAAUAUCAGUUAGAUUGAGAUUAUUUCACACCUGCUUAUUCAGUUUAGCCAUAGUUGCUGCUGCUUUUGCGAUCCAUCAUUAUCUAACUAUUUAUUUUUCUCUCCCAUGGAUUGAAUAUCUAACACUUUACUGUAUAUUUUUCUCUGCCAUGGAUUGACCAGGUUCUCAAUAGUAACUUGUCUCUAUUAUCUCUCAAGGUUGGUUGGUACAAUGAUGAGGUAGAAGAACUAUUUCAUUUCAACUUUGAUCCAGACACCCUGGCAGUUCUAGUUGUUAGUACACCAGACAUGUUUGAGAGAGCACUUGUGCCUUUUAUGUGCAGUGAUGAUUGCACAGGAACACUUGACUUGCUAGACAAAUGCAUGAAGCACAAUUUCAGCCUUGUCAGGAGGGUAAAACUGUACAUUUCAUUCAUUCUCAUUUAUAUCAAAAUCAUCCCAAGUAACUAAAGGGUUUUUGGGUUCAGCUUUAAAUUUAAAAAAAAUGUAGAAAUUAAUAUUUAAAAUUUGCCAAUAACAUUAUGUAUUUGAUUUACAAGUAAAUGACACCUAUAUAAUUUAAUGAUAUCCAUAGAAUGCAACCUGGGAGAGAAACCCUAUACCCGGUAUACUCCCACAUUUCCUGUAAACAUAAAUAUUGUAAGAGACAUGAGGGAGGCAAUUAACCAUUAGUGAUUUUAAUCAUAUAGAGAUCAUACAAUAAUGGAGCUUUGAAAUCAAGUCAUAAGGGAAAUAAAAAUGUUAAGUAAUAAUGUUUGGAUACAAAAUAAUAGACACAAGCUUUAUAAAUCAACAGAUCUUUCCUGAUGAAGAUAUCGAAAUUAUGCAUGAUUUUGAAAUGACACCAUCAAGACGCCCAAAAGUUCUUGUUCAGCCAGCUGCACAUGUGGCUGGGGCGGCCUACUACUAUACUGCUCGGAGUUUAGCACCUAAUCCAUUUAAACAGGUAAUUAUAGUUGCCGGAGAGGGAGUUGAGCAAGAAAAAAAUAGUUUAUAGCCAUUGGGCAUAUUAUACGGUAUCAGUAAUGGGUUUCAUCACAUUGAAAUUGUGAUAAAUUGCAUUGUAAGAUUUUCUUUGACACUUUUUUAAUUAAACAGCCCAAUGGAUUUGUUUUCCAUUCAGUUUAACAAUUUGUUAAAAAUUAAAACCAUUUAAAUAUUUAUCUCUUCUUACAUUGUCAAUGUCAUUGGAGUCAUGUGUGAAACUUUGGAGACUUAAAAAUGAGUGUACUUGACCAGUACAAAUUAUAAGGGACAAAUCACAACACAGUUUCAUCCUUAAAGUGUCCAAAAUUAUAAUAAAGACAUAAAUAAAACACUAUUAAGCAAAGAAAAUUGAUUCAAUGAGUUUUUAAUCAGGUGAUUACCUGGUUAAUGAAAAUCACAUAUUCAUCAUUCUUAGAAUAUGUCAUAAAAGAAUUGAAUUAGCUUUUAUGUUGACAGGAUUCUUGUUGAAUUAUUAUGAAAUAGGUAUCGGUAGUUUAAAGUAAUAUGUUUUCCUCAGAAAAUCUUUGGUGUCUGCAUUCAUCCUGUGUAUGGCGGGUGGUUUGCACUUCGUGGAGUUUUCAUUUUCAAAUCUGUGCGAGCCGCUGACCUUCCCCGUAUUGAUCCAGUUGACUGUGUGCCAGAACAAGAGAAGAGGGUGGAACUCCUGGAUUUGUUCAACAAUUAUUGGAAAGAUAAUAGGUACAGGGACAUCAUUUCAGUUGAGAAGAAGUACUCAGAAGAUCAGAAGAGAUACUUCAGUACACUGCCCAAAGAUCGUGGCCCGCUCAUCAAAGAAUUGAUUCAAAAAUAUAAGGGGAUAAACAGUGAAGAACAAAUGCAAAAAAAAGAGAUGUUGACAAAUAAUAACUCUAUUAAAUUGUGUAACUCAGAAUCUAAUUCCCAGCCAGAUUAUGGCUUCCAUAAAGAAUUUUAUUAAAACUAUUCCCUUAUUUAGUUGAAAGAGAUCUUUUAUAAUUAAAAUGUAUUGAUUUUUAUUUCUAUGUCAAGAUUUUUAGUGUUACUCAGUGUCUUAAACUUCCAUAAGAGCCAGAUAAGGUUAUUUCGAUGGCACAUGGCUCACACAACUGCUUAACAGUAUAUCAUUAAGUUCAUCAAGUGUUUGCACUUAUUACAAUAUGUAAAUUCAAAUCUUUGGUGGACUGCGGGAUAAAGCUUGAAGGGUCCUUAGUUUGAGACUGCGUCCUCUAUAAACUCCUUCUGAGGGUUAAAUUUUCAGUGUGUUUGUCUCAUAAAUUGUGCAAUAAAUAAAAUGAUGUAACUGCGAUAGUUUGCUCCUCGUUCUAACUGAACUGUUCUAUUCGAUAUUAGUAAAAGUUUUCUUAUCCCAAGGAAUAGAGUCGCCCUCUGUUCAUCAAUUGUUACUCAUGAGUGCUUAAACCAAUUAAUUUGUCAUUUCCCUGCAUUUGUUUAUUAGUUGACAUUGCCAUAAAAAUAUGCAGAUUGAGCCAGCCACAAAGAAAGUAGCCUGCCUCCAGCUAUAGUAUGACAAGAUUAACCUGGAAGGGGUUGGUUUUUAUUCACUUACCCACAAGUUACAGUAGAUGUUGGGACCCCAGAUGCUGGGACCAAAGAUGCUGGAAAAGUGGUGUGUAAGUGAAUAAAAACUGUCCCCUUGCUCACUUAAAACUACUUUAUCAUGGCACACCCUUUCCAACAGCAGUUGCCCGAUGGUUGAAAGCAAAAAUAACAAAGAUCCCCCUGUGACAUAAUGCUGCCAUGUAAGCUGGAAUAACUGUGAAGUAUACAGUUUUCCUUAUGUUUAUGAUUAUUCCAUAUUUCAUAAUGUUUAACUGUGAUAUGAAGUAAUGUGCACUUCGGAUAUGGUGCAGUUGUAACACUGCAGUUUUUUUGUCUAGUAAAAAAUUAAAGUCAUUGAUUG
Lymnaea stagnalis (great pond snail) is the source of this 5456-nucleotide messenger RNA. NCBI's taxonomy places the organism in Eukaryota, Metazoa, Mollusca, Gastropoda, Lymnaeidae. The record is from the annotation of a GenBank genome assembly.